Molecule: messenger RNA, 2827 nt
Organism: Dermochelys coriacea (leatherback sea turtle)
Lineage: Eukaryota; Metazoa; Chordata; Testudines; Dermochelyidae
Gene: HNRNPH1
Product: heterogeneous nuclear ribonucleoprotein H1
Exons: 13
Coding region: 721-2166 (481 amino acids)
Biological process (GO): regulation of RNA splicing
Cellular component (GO): nucleoplasm; ribonucleoprotein complex
Molecular function (GO): RNA binding
Source: RefSeq, a predicted model, not a curated record
AGGGCGUUCGUCGGGCCCGCGCCCAGCGCGGGGACCGUGUCUCCGGCCACCGCCAGGCCACGUGCACCGUAACAGGAACGGUGGCGGUUAUUCAAACGUAGCUGUGCUGAAAACUGCGCGUGCUCGCAGGCUCGGUACACCAGCUGCACGGGGUUGAGGGCCCUGGUUUUGUUUACCGCAUAAGGCGAGCACCAGGGAGGAAACGCAUGCGCGUACGAGCCGACCGGCGGCGCGCGUAGAUGCGCCAAGGGCGCCUGGUGCUGCUAGAGAGCAUGCGUAGUUGGUUCGCAAAGGGGGGGAGCCAUGCACGUAUUGCACAUGCGCAGCAUGGUCUGUUUAUGCGCAUGCGCCCCCGGCCUUUUUCCAGCCACGGCGACGCGCACUUUACAAACUGGGGGUGGUGAGCGGCGCGUGCUGCCCCCAAGGCUCCGUUUGGUCGCUGUCGUCUAGCCACCCUCACCCCCCCCUCCCGGCAGUGAGCGGGAAAUCACGCGCUGUGCAGCGCAGGGGCCUCCGGGCUGUCGGCUGCCCCGGGGCGGUGGCUGGGACCCGUGUUCUUUGUGCGGCGGCAGAGCCCGGCCCAACGGAAGCGGGAGCACGCGCCGCCAUUUCCUAACGCGCCCUCGCCACAAUCUCCUCGGCUUACUGCUGCCCGACUGGGACUAGGCGACCUCCGGACCGGAUCAGGCUCGGCCCUUAACGCCGACGCGGAGCGCCACCAUGUCGACGGAAGGCGAAUCGGAGCCGAGUCUUGCUUCCAGCAUGAUGCUGAACACGGAGGGCGGCGAGGGCUUCGUAGUGAAGGUGCGCGGGCUGCCUUGGUCCUGCUCCGCCGAGGAGGUCCAGCGAUUCUUCUCGGAAUGCAAAAUUCAAAAUGGAGCCUCGGGUAUCCGUUUCAUCUACACAAGAGAAGGCAGACCAAGCGGAGAAGCUUUUGUUGAACUUGAAACGGAAGAUGAUGUGAAAUUGGCACUGAAGAAAGACAGAGAAACAAUGGGACACAGAUAUGUUGAAGUUUUCAAGUCAAACAACGUUGAAAUGGAUUGGGUUCUGAAGCAUACUGGUCCUAACAGCCCUGAUACUGCUAAUGAUGGUUUUGUACGUCUUAGAGGACUCCCAUUUGGCUGUAGCAAAGAAGAAAUUGUACAGUUCUUUUCAGGGUUGGAAAUCGUGCCAAAUGGGAUAACAUUGCCGGUGGACUUCCAGGGGAGGAGUACGGGGGAGGCCUUCGUGCAGUUUGCUUCACAGGAAAUAGCUGAAAAGGCUCUAAAGAAACACAAGGAGAGAAUAGGGCACAGGUAUAUUGAAAUCUUCAAGAGUAGUCGAGCAGAAGUGCGUACUCAUUAUGAUCCUCCCCGCAAACUACUGGCCAUGCAGAGGCCAGGUCCUUAUGACAGGCCUGGUGUUGGAAGGGGCUAUAACAGUCUUGGUAGAGGAAGUGGUUUUGAAAGAAUGAGACGUGGAGCUUAUGGUGGAGGUUAUGGAGGCUAUGAUGACUACAAUGGAUAUAGUGAUGGCUAUGGCUUUGGUUCUGAUAGAUUUGGACGAGAUCUAGAAUGGACUCUUCUCUCCACAGGCAUGUCUGACCACAGAUAUGGAGACGCAAGUUCUACUUUCCAAAGCACAACUGGUCAUUGCGUACACAUGAGAGGAUUACCUUACAGAGCUACAGAGAACGACAUUUAUAACUUCUUCUCACCUCUGAACCCUGUAAGAGUCCACAUUGAAAUUGGACCAGAUGGUAGAGUGACCGGAGAGGCAGAUGUUGAGUUUGCUACUCAUGAGGAUGCUGUGGCCGCCAUGUCCAAAGACAAAGCAAAUAUGCAACACAGAUAUGUAGAACUCUUCUUGAAUUCUACAGCAGGAGGAAGUGGUGGUGCAUAUGGCAGCCAAAUGAUGGGAGCAAUGGUCAAGGAAUCGGAAGGGGUAGUUCAAGAUUGGAACACUAGCACAUUGCCAGGAAACCAAUCCACUUAUGGUGCUAAUCAGCAGCUGAGUGGGGGUUAUGGAGCUGGCUAUGGCACUCAAAGCAGUAUGAGUGGAUAUGGUAAUCAAAGCGCAAUGAACAGUAGCUACUACAGCAGUGGGAACCGUGCGUCCAUGGGAGUGAAUGGAAUGGGCGGGAUGUCCAACAUGUCCAAUAUGAGUGCUGGCUGGGGAAUGUAACUGACUUUUGGUCAUUUUUUUUUAAAAAAACAAAACAAAACAAAAAACUAAGUUUAACAGUUUUGCAAUACAAGCUUGUGAUUUAUGCUUUACUGUAAGUGAAAUCAGGAUUAUUUUAAAACUUCAGGUUCAGUAUUUUUGAACACAUGGAAGAAAUAAACAUUCACUUAGGAUGUAAUAACCAAGUUGAGUAAAGACUAUAACUGUUAAACAAUUUUCAGCUUUUUCUCAAGUUAGUUUUGUUGUAGGAGCGUAUUUAAGCAGUAAGCGUAUUUAGGUUAAAGCUGUUUCAAUUAUGUUAAAUGUUGCUCUUAUACCACAUUACACCCAACACUGUUUUGAAUGCAUGUUGAAAAACAUGCUUUUUUGUAAACUGAAAUAUGGGAGCUAUGUCUACAAUUCAAAGUGAACAUUUGGCAUGUUAGUUCUAGUUUUUCUUUUAAUAUCCUGUAAGGCACGUUUAAGCUUUUUUUUUUUUAUUUUUAUUAUUAUUAAGUUAAUGGGGAAACGUGUUGAGACGUGAUACAGCUACUUUAGGAUUUUGGUCUUGGUGUUCGUAUAAAAUUCUGAGGCCUUGAUUUAAUCUUUCAUUGUAUGGUGAUUUCCUUUUUAGGUGUAUUGCGCUAAGUGAAACUUGUUAAAUAAAUCUUCCUUUUAAAAA